Messenger RNA from Westerdykella ornata, 2414 nucleotides. RefSeq names its product acetyl-CoA synthetase-like protein. The transcript has 3 exons. Gene Ontology annotation, biological process: long-chain fatty acid metabolic process. Bases 159 to 2180 code for a protein of 673 amino acids. The record is from RefSeq and is a predicted model, not a curated record. Gene Ontology annotation, cellular component: endoplasmic reticulum; membrane. Lineage: Eukaryota; Fungi; Ascomycota; Dothideomycetes; Pleosporales; Sporormiaceae. Gene Ontology annotation, molecular function: long-chain fatty acid-CoA ligase activity.
AGCAAGAGCUGACGAGCCGUGAUAGCCAUUAGCAGUUCACCAACCGCCGGCUUCGACGUCUACCGCCUCCCCAAGGGCUUUCCAUUCCCCGUCCACACUCCCAAGUCGCAUCCCCGCGCACCUCGCACGACCCUAUCUCGUACACCGUCACCAUCACAAUGUCCGGAACUGCAGAUAUCCAACUGCAGCGCGCCAACGAGCUCGCGGUGCCGCCACCCAAGGGGAAGCCCUAUAGCGUGCCCAUCCCAGGCUCCCAGGUUGAGGGCCGCAGUGCCAUCUACAGACACUGGCGCUUCAGGGACCGUCCCCUGUUGGAGACGCUGGAUCCCAAGAUCACGACGGGACACGAGGCAUUCGAGGCUACUGCUGCGAGAUACCCCAAGAACAACUGCCUGGGCCACAGACCCUACGAUCCCGUCACCAAGACCUUCGGCGCCUACACAUGGCAGGAUUACCAGACUGUGCAGACGAGGAGAAAGAACUUUGGCGCUGGCCUGGUGCACCUGCACCGCCAGGUUGGUGCGCACAAGGAGGAAGGCCAGUAUGGUGUGGGACUUUGGUGCCAGAACAGGCCCGAAUGGCAGAUCACGGAUUUGGCCUGCAUGUCCCAGCGUCUCUUCACUGUCUCCAUCUACGACACCCUCGGCCCCGAUACCACCGAGUUCAUCAUCAACCAUGCUUCCCUAGCAUGCGUCGUCACCUCCCUCGUUCACGUCACCACUCUCCUGAAGCUCAAGCCGCGUCUCCCGACCCUCAAGCUCAUUGUCGUCCUCGACCCCCUUUCUGCUGGCGAGCUUCCAGGCGAGUCCAAGGGCGAGCUCCUCAACUCCCUUGCCUCCGAGAUGGGCGUCUCAAUCCACUACAUCCGCGACGUCGAGGCCCUGGGCGAGGCGCAACCCAUCCCCUACAACCCCCCUAAGCCGGACGACGUCACCACCAUCAACUACACGUCCGGAACCACCGGCAACCCCAAGGGCGUCGUCCUGACGCACCGUAACACCGUCGCCGCGACCUGCUCCUCGCUCAUCGUCAUAGGCGGCGACCCCAAGCAAAUCAUCUGCUCCUUCCUCCCCCUCGCACACAUCUACCAGCGCCUGGGCGAGCACAGCGCUCUCGCCUCCGGCGCCGCAAUCGGCUACUUCCACGGCAACAUCGUCGAGCUCGUCGACGACCUUAAGGCUCUCCGUCCGACCAUUUUCACCGGCGUCCCCCGUCUGUACAACCGCUUCGGGAACGUCAUCCGCGAGAACACGGUCAAGCAGCCCGGCUUCAAGGGCGCCCUGUCCCGGCACGUGGUCAACAAGAAGCUCGCCGCCCUAGGCGACAAGCAGAACCCGACGAACACGCACGCCCUGUAUGACCGCAUCUGGGCCAAGAAGGUAGCCGCUGCCAUCGGCCUCGACCGAGCCAGAGUCAUGGUCACGGGAUCCGCGCCCAUCGACCCAAGCCUGCACCAAUUCCUCCGCAUCUGCUUCGCCAACAACUUCAUCCAGGGCUACGGACUGACCGAGACGUAUGCGGUGUCCCUGGUCCAGCUAGCCGGCGACUUCUCCUCGGGCAACUGCGGGGCCGUGGUGCCCACGAGCGAAGUCUGCCUCGUCGACGUGCCGGACAUGGACUACCUGACGACGGACAAACCCUACCCACGCGGCGAGCUGCUGGUGCGCAGCACGACGCAGUUCCGCGAGUACUUCCGCAACGCCGAGGAGACGGCCAAGGCCAUUGACGCCGAUGGCUGGUUCCACACGGGCGACAUCUGCAGCGUCGACGAGCAGGGCCGCUUCUCCAUCAUCGACCGGCGCAAGAACGUGCUCAAGCUGGCGCAGGGCGAGUACAUUUCCCCCGAGCGCAUCGAGAACGUGUACCUGGCCAACUGCGGGUGGUUGGCGACGGCGUACGUGCACGGCGACUCGCACCAGGCGUUCCUCGUGGGGCUGUUUGGCGUCAUGCCCGACGCGUUUGCGGCGUUUGCGUCCAAGGUUCUUGGGAAGAAGGUGGAUGAGAAGGAUACGGUGGCGUUUGCGAAGGUGCUCAAGGAUAAAAGGGUGGAGAGGGCUGUGGUUAAAGAGUUGGAUCGGAUUGGGAAGAGGGAGAAGUUUAAUAGUUAUGAGAGGGUGAGGGUCGUGAGGCUCUAUGUCGAUCCGUUCACGGUGGAUAAUGAGCUUUUGACGCCGACGUAAGUCCUACCGUAUUCCCCUGGAAAUCGCUUGGAGGGGAAGGUUUUUGUUUGAAGGGGAUUUGUGAUGGCUGACGAUUGAUUGUUCUAGGCUCAAGCUUAAGCGGCCGCAGGCGGCGAAGCGGUUCCGUGCCGAUAUCGAUGAGUGCUAUGCUGAGGGGUUGGCGCAGGAGGAGCAGAAGGCGAAGCUGUAGAUGGGGUGGGUAUACGCAGUUAUGUCUGUGUCUGGUGCGAUGUA